Molecule: messenger RNA, 881 nt
Organism: Capsella rubella
Lineage: Eukaryota; Viridiplantae; Streptophyta; Magnoliopsida; Brassicales; Brassicaceae
Product: BON1-associated protein 1
Exons: 1
Coding region: 67-678 (203 amino acids)
Biological process (GO): defense response
Source: RefSeq, a predicted model, not a curated record
UAAAAAUAAAACUAAAAAAUACAGUAACCCCAUCCAUCCAUACAAUACCAAAAAAAAAACACCCAAAUGAUUUAUUUUGGUAGAUCAAUAGAUCAUCACUAUAGUACAACAACGUCAAUGACAAAAACAUUGGAGAUUCAUCUACGAUCAGCAGAAGGGCUCAAGCUAAACCGCAAAGCGCUCAAGAAAAAGACUUUCGCCGUCGUGAGGAUCGACGAGAAAUCCAGAAAUUCUAAUCUUGACGAGUCUAGAGUAAGCAACCCAACAUGGAACUUUAAAUCGGAGAUACCCAUCAAUGCUAGUGUACAGUUUAUCUUCGUUGAGGUAUUCUAUCGAACACGUUCUGGGCACGACAAAAAACUCGGAGAAGCUAAAAUCCCAAAGAGUGAUUUCAUGGGAAGGUACUCGCCUGAAGGUCAUUUGAACUGUUUGAGCUAUAGAUUGAGAGAUGAGUUUGGCGAUAAGUGUGGGAUCGUCAACGUUUCGAUCCUUGUUAAAUCGGAUCCCACCACCACCGCAACAACGACGGCGGUGAGGGAUUACGGGUCGUGUUCGUCGCAAGCGACGGAUAUUGGUAUGUGGAGACCGAGAUCGGAGACGCCGUCGAUUGAUGGAUAUGGUGGUCGGAUUGUCACCGGAGUUCCGGUUUGGAAUGUGUAUCAACAACGGCCGUUUUGAAAGUUUUUGGUUUUGGGGGCUUUUGCAAAUAUUCAUAUUCCAUUCAUUCUUCGGUCUUUUGUUCCGUUUGAUUUUCCCAAUUUGGAAAUUUGCGGAAACAAACUAACAAAGUUGUGUGAUUUGUACAGUCAAGAAACAAAAACAAAACUGAUUUUUUUUUUUUUCAUGGUUGAAAAUAAAAUAAAAUAAAAGUUUUUUGGUUU